CAUGGCGGUGUGUCAUCACUUGCAUCGAGCCAAUUUUCUUCAAAUGCGUAGAGAUCCUCCUGCAACAUAUUUUUCCUCGCGAAAACGAAUGAUGACAAGUCAAUGAAAUGAGGGGUUCCAGAGAAGAAAAAGCGGAUUCAGCCUCUUCGGGUGAAGAUGAGGAAUCAUUGAGAGAAUUGAAACAAGCAAUUCAGGCAAGCAGUAAAGGAGCAAAAAAGACCAAAAACAAAAGUCAACUUCAUGAACUGUGCACAGUAAAUGGGAUCAAAUUUGAAAAGCUUCAGAAAGGAGCAGGAAAGAAUGUUGCUAGCCUGGAGAUGUUCUUCUCUGGAUUUCCCAAGAUUAUUGGUAUGGAGAACUUCCCAGAUCUUCAAAAUUUAACUCUGAUGGGACAACAGAUUACAAUGCUGGAGAAUCUGGACUGUUUGCCAAACCUUACAGAGUUAUGUGUGUCUGAAAGCAAGAUAACUGCUAUCUCUGGCCUUGAUGGCUGUAAGAAGUUGAAAAAGCUGUUCUUAUAUGACAACAAGAUUACAAAGAUUGAGAAUAUUUCUCACCUGGAACAGCUGAAUGUUUUAUGGCUGAACAACAACAAUAUCAUUGCAAUUGAGGGCUUAGAGAAGCUUCUUUAUCUCCUUGAUCUGAACUUGGCAGGAAAUAAGAUUACAGAAAUUGGGAAUUCUCUCAAUGGAAACUUAAAUCUAAAAACUUUGAAUUUGUCAGCAAAUUGCAUUGCAUCCUUAAAGGAUCUUACAAACUUGUCACAGCUGCCAUGUUUGGAGUCUCUAAGUUUAAAAGACCCUGUGUACGGGCCAAACCCAGUGGCUUUGCUGUGCAACUACUCAACACAUCUCUUGUUUCACCUGCCAAACCUGAAAAGAGUGGACUCCUACAAUGUGGACGAUAAAACACUGAAGGAACUGGCAGAGACCACAGUGGUUAAGAAGAAGAUGUAUUACAACAUGCGCGUGAAGACGAUGCAGAGAAACAAGGCUGACUUGCUUUUCAGACUGGAGACUGAGAGAGCAACUCUUCAGGCUGAACCCAGGAACAGAAUGCUUAAACUCUUUUCAGCCGUCAAAGAUAUAGAGAGAGAGGUUGAGGAACAAAGAGAGGGAUUGUCAUCAUCUUUUAAAGAAAACAAAAAUCCCAUAAGUCCUGUUGCAGGGGACGAGGGGAAGAAAGAAAACUUGGAAGAGAAAGAGACCCUAGCGACUGAUACAAUGAUGUUCUUACAGACGCUGCAAAAGAAGAAGGAAGCACUGCUGAAAAGAAUUUCGAAACUACAGAGACAGCGUGAAGAGUAA
Messenger RNA from Pocillopora verrucosa, 1307 nucleotides. Lineage: Eukaryota; Metazoa; Cnidaria; Anthozoa; Scleractinia; Pocilloporidae. The record is from RefSeq and is a predicted model, not a curated record.